UAAUUUGAAAACAUUCCCCGGAAGUUGUGUUGCAGCUUUCCUGACGUCAAACAGGCUAAAGGAAGGAAGCCCAACAUUUCUGUAUAAUCUGUGAAGCUGCUCCCAGGAUGAGCAUCCCAGAUUACAUGCAGUGUGCCGAGGACCACCAGACGGUGCUGGUGGUGGUCCAGCCAGUCGGCAUCGUGCCGGAGGACCAGUUCUUUAGGAUCUACAAGCGCAUCGCCAGCGUGAGGCAGCUCAGCGUGCGAGACUCCCAGCGGCUGCUCUUCAUCCGCUACAGACACCACUAUCUCCCUGAGAACAACGAGUGGGGCGACUUCCAGACCCACCGCAAAGUGGUGGGUCUCAUUGCCGUCACCACCUGCAGCUCAUCGCGGGACUGGCCCCACACGGCGGAUCGCUUUCACGCCCAGAAGGAGGUGUACAGCUCCACGCUGUACGACUCGCGCCUGCUGGUGUUUGGGCUCCAGGGAGAGAUUGCAGAGCAGUCCCGCCCAGACAUGGUCUUCUACCCCAGUUUUGAGGAGUGCAGCGAUGUGGAGCGGAGGGUGGAGGAUUUUGUGGAGUCCAUAUUUAUUGUUUUGGAGUCCAAGCGGCUGGACCGGGCCACGGAUAAGUCGGGGGACAAGAUUCCUCUGCUCUGCGUCCCAUUUGAGAAGAAGGACUUUGUGGGUUUGGACACCGACAGCAGACACUACAAGAAGCGCUCCCAGGGCCGGAUGAGGAAGCACGUGGGGGACCUGUGCCUGCAGGCGGGCAUGCUGCAGGACGCGCUGGUCCACUACCACAUGGCCGUGGAGCUGCUGCGGGCCGUUAAUGACUUCCUGUGGCUCGGAGGUGCGUUGGAAGGGUUAUGCUCGGCGUCCGUCAUAUUCCACUACCCAGGAGGCACUGCAGGCAAGGCUGCUGGGUGCAAACCCAGCGUCUGCCAGCCGGUGGAUGCAGGGAAACGCCACAGACCAGGAGCUCAGGAGGUUCUCAUUGAUCCAGGCGCCCUCACAGCCAGUGGCAUCAGCGCCGACACCAGCGCCGAGAUCGGACGAGCAAAGAACUGCCUCAGCCCCGAGGACAUCAUCGAGAAGUACAAAGAGGCCAUCUCCUACUAUGGGAAGCACAAGAACGCCGGCGUGAUCGAGCUGGAGGCCUGCGUGAAAGCCGUCCGGGUCCUGGCCAUCCAGAAGAGGGCCAGGGAGGCCUCAGAGUUCCUGCAGAACGCCGUCUACAUCAAUCUGGGCCAGUUGUCAGAAGAGGAGAAGAUCCAGCGCUACAGCAUCCUGUCAGAGCUUUACGAACUGAUCGGCUUCCAUCGAAAGUCAGCGUUCUUCAAGCGCGUGGCGGCCAUGCAGUGCGUGGCCCCCACCAUCUCGGAGCCAGGCUGGAGGGCCUGCUACAAGCUGCUGCUGGAGACGUUACCUGGAUACAGCCUGUCGCUCGACCCCAAAGACUUCAGCAAAGGCACCCACAGAGGCUGGGCGGCUGUUCAGAUGCGGCUGCUGCACGAGCUGGUCUAUGCUUCGCGCCGCAUGGGCAACCCCGCGCUGUCCGUCCGGCACCUGUCCUUCCUGCUGCAGACCAUGCUGGACUUCCUCUCUGAUCAAGAAAAGAAGGAGGUGACCCAGAGUCUGGAGAACUACACCUCAAAGUGUCCGGGUGGGAUGGAGAUCAUCACUCUUCCUGAUGGUCUGACGCUGCCUCCUGUGCCUUUCACCAAGCUACCCAUUGUCCGAUCUGUGAAGCUUCUCAACCUGCCCGUCAGUCUGCAGCCCCACAAACUGAAAGGUGUGCUGGAGGGGAAUUUAUCCAACGCCAGCCCCUUCAUCUACUCACCAAUACUCAUGCAGAGCAGAGGAGAGGAGCGUUGCAAGAAGAUAGAUUUCCAGUGGGUUCAGGGAGAUGUUUGUGAAGUCCAGCUGAUGGUCUACAACCCCAUGCCUUAUGAACUCCGCGUGGAAAACAUGGGUUUGCUGACUUCUGGAGUGGAGUUCGAGUCUCUGCCUGCAGCUCUCUUCCUGCCCGCCGAGUCCGGCCUGUACCCCGUCACCCUGGUGGGGGUCCCACGCACGGCCGGCAACAUCACCGUCAACGGUUACCACACGUCUGUGUUUGGCGUGUCCAGCGACUGCCUGCUGGAGGACUUGGUCGGUGUGAAGGCCAGUGGCUGUUUGGUGGAGGUUAUUCCUUCUCUGCCACGCCUGCAGCUCAGCACAUCGCUGCCAAGGUCGACUCACAGCUCUCAGGCCACGUCCAAAGAGGAGCUGCCCAGCUCCGUGUCCGUCCAGCUUUUCAAUGGGGAGUUGCAGCAGCUCACCAUCACCUUGGAGAACAUCGGAUCCAUAGACAUCGAGACUCUGGAGCUCACCUCCAAGAACAGCAACAAAGACAAAAUGUUUGGGGAGUUUCUGAGCUGGGAUCUGGAGGAAGCCGUGCGUCACCUGCCGCUGAAGCCCGGCCAGGCGGUCACGCUGUCGGUGAGCAUCCGAGUCAAGCUGGACUUCUCCGGUCAGGAAAACCUGCUGCAGGACCUCAAUGAUGAUGGCAUCAGUGUGACGGGCUGGCCCAUCUCCAGUCCGCUCCGACAAGUCCUCAAACCCAGGCCCGAGUCCAAACCCCUGGGCAGCGAGUCAGGCAAGGCAGAGUACAGCCACGUCAAGAGCCUGGAGGCAGUGCUGAAGUUCAAGUACUCUGGGGGUGCAGGCAAAGUGGAGGGCUACUACAGGGAGCUGUCUUUGGGUGUCCAUGUCAAUGUGGAGCCUUCGCUGUUUUUUACCAGAGUCAGCACUUUGCCGGCUACCAGCACCCGACAGUGUCAUCUCCUGCUCGACAUCUUUAACCCAACGGAGCACGAGCUCACAGUCAGCGCCAAGAACAACCAGGACCUGGUUCUGCACGCCAGCGAGUGCCAGAGGAUGGCCAUUCAGGUGGACAGAUUUGACUUUGAGAGCCUUCCGCAGGCGGGGCAGCAGACGCCUCACCUCAGCAGCCCCAAGCAGCUGGAAGAGGAGCGGCAGCUCGCGCACGGCUGCCAGAUCAGCAGCAAGCUGGGCAUCUGCUGGAGCAUCCCGUCUCUGAAGCGGCAUGGAGAGGCCAGCGUGGAGGGGGUCCUCAACCAGCUGGUCCUGGAGCACCUGCAGCUCGCUCCUCUCCAGUGGGAUGUGCUGUUGAACGGAAAACCAUGUGACUGUGACGUUGUCGCUGAAUGCAUCGUGGGCGACGCUGUGACCCUGGAGGUCAAACUGACCAACCUGAGCAAGAACUCGGUGGGCCCGCUGGCGCUGAUGGUGGUGCCGUUUCAGGACUACCAGAACGGAGUGCAGAACUACGACAUGGAUGAAGCCGUCACCUUCAUCGGCUCCAACAUCUUCUGCAUCAGCACGGUUAAAGCCAAAGACAGUUCUGUGUGUGAAGGAGCUCUGAUGUUUCUUUACACCGGAGACUUCUACCUGAACAUCCGCUUCCAAGACGACAGCGCCCGGCGAGGGCUGCCUUUGGCGUGGUUUACCCUGCCCAGCGUGCACAUCAGAGCCUUGGAUGCUCCACUGCAGGCGGGGGCCUAGGGCCUCCAGGCCACAUGGUCACGAGUUGUAAUGACAGACUGCUCUGUGGGUCCACAAAGACCUGCAAAGAGACAUGAAUGUAAGAAGUUUCUGCAGCUAAGGUUGUUAAGGUAAAGCAAAGCCAACUUCAAGCUAGUAAACAAUCAACACGCCGCAUUUUCAAUGCUGAAAGUGAAUGAUGGUUAAGCUAACAUGCUAGCUUGUGUUAGCUGAACCUUCUCUGUAUGUUUGAGCACUGCAACCCCCCCAUGUGAUCUGUCACAGUGGAACCUGCGCUCAAAACUUUACCUGUUACCUUCAAGUUCAAAGGUUAACUUUUCACCAAUCUAUUGCUAGCUUGUUGUUGGACACUAAACUCAACAAUUCAAUGCUGGACAAAAGUAUGGUCACUUUUAAGUUGACUUUCCCACAAAGAUGUUGUGUGACGUGAUGCUCUGUCUGCGAUGAUCACAGUUUAUACAUGAACAAUAAAAGCUAAACAGCAAAAUAUUAA
Oryzias latipes (Japanese medaka) is the source of this 4047-nucleotide messenger RNA. It is a transcript of the gene trappc9, whose product is annotated as trafficking protein particle complex subunit 9. The record is from RefSeq and is a predicted model, not a curated record. Gene Ontology annotation, cellular component: trans-Golgi network. Lineage: Eukaryota; Metazoa; Chordata; Actinopteri; Beloniformes; Adrianichthyidae.